AUGGAACAGCUGCUUUAUAUGAAGAGGCGCAGCAGAGUCCUGCAAGUAGAUGAGUUUCGUAUCCCCAGCAGCUCUGUAUCAGCAGAGAGGAGGGUAGUGACUGCACUUUUCGAAGUUGCGCUGAGAAGGCAGCAAGCUCAGGAAGAGGAACUGGGCAUCAGCCACCCGGUGCCCCUGCCCAGCACCCCUGAGACACCCGUUAAGAAGAACAGUGGUGGCAGCCCUUGUCUGCUGUUGGAGAGCAGCAGCCCUGCACACUCAACGAGCACGACCAUGACGGCAGCCAGCACACCGUCAGAGGGACGGAUGCUGAUUCAGGACAUCCCCUCCAUCCCCAGUAGAGGGCACUUGGAGAGCACGUCUGAUUUGGUUGUGGACUCCACCUACUACAGCAGUUUCUACCAGCCGUCCCUGUAUCCUUACUACAACAACCUGUACAACUACUCCCAGUACCAGAUGGCAGUGGCCAGCGAGCCUUCCUCCAGUGAGGCAGGGGGUACGAUUGUAGGGUCGGCUGUCAAAAACAGCCUUCGAAGCCUCCCAGCAGCGUACGUGCCAAGCCAGUCGGGAAAACAGUGGCAGGGGGGGGGGGUGAAGGGCAUGGAGGGCCGCCACGCCGUCAGCUCCCAGUACCGCAUGUGCUCCUACUACCCACCCGCUUCCUACCUAGGACAGGGGGUUGGCACUCCCACAUGCCUCCCCCAAAUCCUGACCUCUGAGGACAUCCCUUCCUACUCGGAGUCGAAAGCAAGAGGUAAGUGCACCCCCCCGGGGCAUCUGGGACCGCAGAGACUUGGGGCAGGCAGCCAGAAGAUGUGUUGCUGA
Messenger RNA from Tauraco erythrolophus (red-crested turaco), 825 nucleotides. The record is from RefSeq and is a predicted model, not a curated record. NCBI's taxonomy places the organism in Eukaryota, Metazoa, Chordata, Aves, Musophagiformes, Musophagidae.